ACAAACUUAAUCACCAAAACAUUUUACACCUACACAGACACCAAAGUAUCAUCUCACAAAAGCUGCAUAUGUAGUGUAAUUCUAAUCCUUCAUGCUGAGAGAGUCGUUUCUUAGAGUAAUUGUAAUCCUUCAUGAUGAUUAUCUAAACUGAACAACCUAUAUCACUUGUAUGAGUAGUUUCUGUCUCACAGUCAACUCUUCGAUCACCUUCUCUAUACAGAAAGUUGAAGAUCAGAAGUGUCCUAUUUAUAUUCUAAAGUCACCAAAACGAAUUAGAAAACACAACAAAUUUAAGGGUUUUAAUCAAUUAAAAUGAAAAUUGUAUAUCCUACCACCUGAAAUUACAAUAAUUAAUUUAUAACUGCCUCGACCCAUAAAAGCCAAAAAAGGAAACUUUUAACAAAACAGAAAGAAAAAAAGGGAAAGUGAUCGAUGACGACGCGCUUAUAUUAGUUAUAUAUAUCUCACUUAGCUUCACAAGUCAUUCUUUAAAAAAAAGUUAUCUCUUUCUUCUCUGUUUUCAGAACAUGAUUCGUCCCCGUGAGGAGCUGAGCGACUUCAAACAUGAGAGACGUUCAGGAAGCUACGUAAACUCGAUCAUCAUCGUCGUCGACACAAUAUCUGAUGAGAUUCAAGUUUCUCCAAGCGUUCGCGUAGAUAUAAGUCUCCCUAGUUUCUUAGGUCGUCACCACAUCCGAAGGCUCGUCCAAGAUCAACUCAUCAACCGCCGUUGGUUAUCCCCGAAAAUCUCAAGGACUGCAACCAAGUUAGGGUUUAGCCGCAGAGAGGUUCUCCAAGAUCAAUUCGCUAGCCACCGUUGGUUGUCUGAUAAAUUAGCCCCAGGGAUCUCAGAGAUUGCAGCAAGGUUAGGUUUUGGUUGUAACGGUUUAAUUGUGACCAUCACUGUCAAGAUAACCCCUUCUCCAUCGAAGGAAGAAGUGUUAACAAGGAUGGUUCAACUAGGGAAGAUAAGCAAAGAGGAGUUAAAGAGUUCUAAGAUGGAAACAGAACCGUGUUCUAUUUGUCUGGAUAAUCUUGUCUCCGGUAAACAUGUUGUCUCUACACGCAUGACCUGUUCCCAUGUCUUCCAUGAAAAAUGUCGAUUGGUGUGGUUUCAACGCAAAAACACUUGCCCCUUGUGUCGGACUGUGCUGUACGAUCGAUUGAUGAUUGGGAACAAAGGGAGUAGAAAUUAGGGGUUCAUCUAUUGAUUCAAAACUUGGGUGACACGGUUUAUAUAUUGUUACAUGUUUUAAUUUCCGUAACUGAUUUGUAAUUUUUGUGUUUUGAAUCAGUUCAAGAUGUUUAAAUUUUGAAUAACAUCAUUACUUCGUAUUACAUAAAUCUCCAGUCAUUCACAAUUCAAUGGUUUUAUGUUAACAUACAACUCUUAAAGUCUUAAUACAAAAUAGUUUUAAUCGACGCCCAAAGGAACUCGCCUUUCUUUUUCUGUAAAUCAACUUAAUCACCAAAAAAUUGACAUCUGCAUGCAUACUAUAGGAACUUCCACAAAGCUCUGUUGUGUGCUAUGUUGUACUAAUCAUGUCUUCCAUGAUGGUUCUAAAUGUUGG
This is a messenger RNA of Brassica napus (rape), 1571 nucleotides long. RefSeq lists its product as uncharacterized. The transcript has a single exon. The record is from RefSeq and is a predicted model, not a curated record. Gene Ontology annotation, cellular component: cytoplasm. Gene Ontology annotation, molecular function: ubiquitin protein ligase activity. Gene Ontology annotation, biological process: protein ubiquitination. Lineage: Eukaryota; Viridiplantae; Streptophyta; Magnoliopsida; Brassicales; Brassicaceae. The coding region runs from base 528 to 1196 and encodes 222 amino acids.